GGUGGGUUCUGGGGGCUGGGCAGGGCUCAGAGGCGGAGCCAAGUGGGCCGGAAGUGGCCUGGCCCGGGCGUUGGACCCUGGGGGUGAGGAAGAUUCGCGGGUGGAGCGCAACGCGGUGGCUGGACCCCGGGCGGGUCCUGGGGAGCAGGCUGGGCGCGGUAGCCGUGGCCCGGAAGCGGACGGAGGCGGCCGGUGUCCCCGCCGUCUGCUCGCCAUGGACGACGCUGACCGGCAGCUCCUGCGGCGGUGCCGGGUGCGGCUGGUCAGCGAGCUGCAGGUGGCCCCUCUCUGGGACGUUCUGCUGAGCCGCGAGCUCUUCACGCCCGGUAUGAUCGAGGACAUCCAGGCAGGCUCUGGGUCUCGGCCCGAUCAGGCCAGGCAGCUGGUCAUAGAUCUGGAGACUCGAGGGAGGCAGGCCCUUCCUUUGUUCAUCUCCUGCUUAGAGGACACAGGCCAGACCAGCCUGGCUUCAUUGCUGAGAACGAGUAGCCAGGCAGCGAAGCGGGAUCCGAAGGCCAUCAGACCCUUGGAUCCCUUCCCUGUGGCGCUUGGACCAGUUGUUCUCAAACCAGAGGAGCAGACAGCGGCGAAGCAGUAUCCAUCAAAGCCGAUCCCAGAAAAACUCACUCCAGUGGUGCUGGGGCCAGAGGAGCUCUGGCCGGCCAAGCUCAAGCCAGAGGUUCUCAGACCAGAGGUGCCCAGGCCGGAGGACAUUGGUUCUGGAGGAUUCAGUGAUGUCCGUACUCAGAGGGGAUUGAGGGAAAACGCCGAUGUGGCAUACGUCCUGAACGCAGACCCCUGUGGCUACUGCCUCAUUAUCAACAACGUGAACUUCAGCUUGGGGCUCAGCACCCGCUCGGGCUCCAAUGUCGACUGUGAGAAGCUGACGCAACGUUUCCGCUUGCUACAUUUCAUGGUGGAGGUGAAGUGCAACCUGACUAGCAAGCAAAUGGUCCAGGCUUUGCUGGAGCUGGCCCGGCGAGACCAUGGCGCUCUGGACUGCUGUGUAGUGGUCAUCCUCUCUCAUGGUUGUGAGGCCAGCCACCGCCAGUUCCCAGGGGCUAUUUAUGGCACAGAUGGGUGUCCUGUGCCCGUCGAGAGAAUUGUGAACAUCUUCAACGGAACGAGCUGCCCCAGCUUGGGAGGGAAGCCCAAGCUCUUUUUCAUCCAGGCCUGUGGUGGAGAGCAGAAAGACCCUGGGUUUGCGGUGGCCUCCACCUCCUCUGAGGACAGGGCCCCUGGCAGUAAUCCCGAGCCAGACGCUGCUCCAUUCCAGGACAACCCAGGCAACUGUGACCAGCCAGAUGCCAUGUCUAGUUUGCCCACACCCAGUGACAUCUUUGUGUCCUACUCCACCUUCCCAGGUUUUGUCUCCUGGAGGGAUCCCAACAGCGGCUCCUGGUACAUCGAGACCCUGGAUAAAGUUUUUGAGCAGUGGGCUCACUCUGAAGACCUGCAGAGCCUCCUGCUCAGGGUCGCUAAUGCUGUUUCGGAGAAAGGGAUUUACAAACAGAUUCCUGGUUGUUUUAAUUUCCUCCGGAAAAAACUUUUCUUUAAAACUUAAUGAACCCAGGGCCCCUCAUCCUGCCUUACGUUUCACCCCAAAACCUUCGCGCUUCAGGCCCGGCGCUGAGACCUGGGCUUUCCUUCAACUACGGCUGUCACACACUGAAGGAUUUUGUAGCCCGCUGAGGGUCUGCUCUUUCCCCACUGGCAGCAGACAGGCUCUUAGCAGCUUCCAAACUGGGGACAAAUGACCAGUGAUGGAGGAAGAGGAGCUGAAGAAUGCCAUGGACAACACAUGGCUUUUCACCAGUGGCUGGUUCUCUGGCUGAUGACCGUGGCCUGUGAUCUUUGCGUUUUCUCUAGAGCAGAGCUUUUUAACCUUGGCACCACUGACACUUGGGGCCAGAUAAUCUUUUGUGUGGGACUGUCCUGUGCACUGUAGGAGGUCUAGAAGCAGCCCUGGCCUCUACCCACAUGCCAGUAGCCCCGCUCCCUGAAUACUGACAGCUAAAAAUGUCUUCAGACAUUGCCAAAUGUCCCUGGGUGGGCCCCACUUGAGAACCACCGAACUAUGGGAACGUUUUUAGCUACACACCAACCAGCAUCUCUCUAAGAUCAGCAAGUUUGGGGCUACUGGAGCCUGAACAGUUGGAAUCUGUGCAUCUUAAAUGAAGUCUUAUUUUUCCUGUAUUGCAGUGUUCUUUAAAAACAUCUGAGGUGAAUAUGAACUCUCGUUUGCCUAUUCUCCUCCCAUCCCCAUUUCGCUUCAAGUCUUUGUUCUUCCUUAUAAAGGACACUUUUGCUUUUUUCUAAACAUUUCCUGGUCUCAUUUCAUUUGACUCUCACUUCCCAGGAAGGUAAUUGGAGUGGGAACCACGUGCUCAGGGAGGUCACGUUGCUUGUCCAGGGGAACACAGUUAGCUGGGGGAGAGACCUGGCCAGACCUGGGUAUUCUCAGUCCAGCGUGUGCCUCCAGGUGCCUUCCUGGCUGAAGGCCCCGCACUGCAGGGUGACUGUGCUAUGUGACAGUGACAUGCUGGGCUUCCCCAGAGAUGGCCCCGACCCUGAGGUCUUUGAGGCUGUCCUGACCCCGGCCUUUCUUGCUUUUAGAGCCCUGGAUGUGAGGAUAGUUCACUAAUAAGACUGUCACCCAGAUGUGAUUCAUGUAGUUGUCACUUUAUUUUCCUUCUGUGACCUUUCCAAGUCUGAAACAGUCCUGGGGACUUCUGGGGGUUAGUUAUUUGCCAUCACCUGCAGGACACAUAACAAGAAAAGAACCAGGUUAACCUAGCAGAGUGGAGACCUCUGCUUGGCAGCGUCCCCCCCUUUCUCCUUCCAGACUCCUUGCUGCUUGUGUCAAUCAGAGGUGGCCUGCAAUGAAACAGCCACUCUGUGCAGCUCUGAUGGUGUUCAGGAGUAAAAGAUGUUAUCACAGCUUUUCACGGACCUGCUAGGGCAACUGCAAAUUAUACACUGCAUGUGUGAAUGGGCAGACUUAGAUUUCAUUUGUUUCUCCAAGAGUUUGACAUCCCUGAAAUUGUUAACAAACAUUGCUGUUUAUAUGGCGCUAUUAUGCACUGUGGGCGGGACUGUAUCCUGUUUGCAGAGGCUGGUUAGCAGUGUUCUCUUACACAUUUUAAUACGCCAGCUCCAUGGUCCAGAGAUGCUGCUGGAUCUCUGUAGCACACAUACUCAACCAACGCGCAAGAAUGUAUGUCCCAGGAUGUUGAUGGCGGUGGCGUGAGCGUGGAAAAUAGGAACCACAUGAAAGUUUCAUUCAUUGUAUUCAUACUAUGGAAUGUUCUUUGGCUGUUCAAAAGAAUGCCAUAAAUAUAUGUGCUCACGUGUAAAAUGUGAAGUGGUGUUAAGUGAAAAAACUAAGUUGCAGAACAAUGAAGCAUAAAAUUCUAUUGGCUAGAAGGCAGUGUGUAUAUAUGUGUCAUAGUCUCCAGAAAAUGUUACUGAUAAUGGUGACUAGCUCUGGGGUGGUGGAAUUGGAGAUGUACAACCAGGGGGGCCUUAUGCGUUUUCACUUGAUACACUCCUAUAUUCAUGUUUUUACAGAGUAUUUUCUUCUAAUAUAAAAAUUAAA
Messenger RNA from Rhinolophus ferrumequinum (greater horseshoe bat), 3598 nucleotides. It is a transcript of the gene CASP9, whose product is annotated as caspase 9. The record is from RefSeq and is a predicted model, not a curated record. Gene Ontology annotation, biological process: intrinsic apoptotic signaling pathway in response to DNA damage; proteolysis; regulation of apoptotic process. Gene Ontology annotation, cellular component: cytoplasm. The transcript is spliced from 9 exons. NCBI's taxonomy places the organism in Eukaryota, Metazoa, Chordata, Mammalia, Chiroptera, Rhinolophidae. The coding region runs from base 215 to 1564 and encodes 449 amino acids.